CGCCGAACAAAAUUUCAAAGACGCCGCCGAUAUGUUACAACUUAAAACAGUUUGCCAUAUUUUGUAUAAUUUACAGAAGACUUGCUAAAUUUAUGGAACUUUACAAUAUAAAACAAUUUUAUUUUCAUUAAAAAAGUUUUCUUUUAUCUAAAAAUAAGCAGCUCAUUGAAAUUUAGACGGCGUCAAACUUUCUUCAACGUUCGUUGUAUAUGCUUCGUCUCAGAUAUUUUCUUGUUUUACGCGCCGUCUACUUCGCUGCUACUACUUCAAACUAGCUUUGUUGAUGUCAACCAAGCUCGACCUUUUUACAUUGCUGGUUUGACAUACCGUAAAAGACUAGGUCAUCAUCGAACAUGUGUGUAUUUUAAAUGUGAAGUGCUGUUAAUGUCAAUUCUGCCGACUGCGAACAGAAAUUCUGCUACCAUAAUUUUUUUCGCGCUUUUAAUUUGGAAAAAUUAGAAAAAAUUCCAUAACAUAAGAAAAUUUACCUGAAAUUUUUUAUAGUUUUUGUGUUAAUUCAUACAGUGCCAUAUUAGUUUAAUAAUUAUUUGUUAAAAAUGCGCGUUACAAAGAAUGUAAAUAUGGGCGAAUACCAAAAAUGUGGACAAAUAAUGGUGGCGUCUAAAAGAAACAAGUUUAUCAUGUCCUGCAAUUUUUGCCGGCAUACAUUUAAACAGCUGCAGGGAUUUAUGAGACACUUGCAGUUGCAGCAUCAUGAUCAACUGGUAUUUGUUAAGCCAACGAAAGAAGUGGAAGUCUAUGCUAUAGAGGAGUUAAUGAAUCAAACUACGACAUCCUGUGCACCCGAUGUGGACAGUGAAGAGUCCAAUAUGUCCGUAGAGGACAGUAAGUGGUUGGGUGAUGAAGAUAUGAAAUGGUUGAAUGAGGGUGUCGUGCCUAAAGAUAAACAAUCAAAGGAGGAUAAAGUGAUUAAGGAUAAUAAAGCUGAAAAUGAAGAGGAAGACACCUUAGGUUUAGCCAAUAUGUCUAUUUUAAAGGCUUUGGAAGAUUGUGAUGUUUCUUUUAAUCUAAUGGAUAAGUUGAAUAGUACAACUUGUGAUGAUCAGAAAGAAGAUAAUGACGAGGAGGAUGGGGAAAAGCAAGCUGAUCUAGAUAACACAUUGUUAAGAGAAAUACAAAAUGAAUGGGAAGAUAGUGAUUCCAAUGAUAGCGUUCUAAAGAGAAUAGAUUGCAGUGACAUAAACCUGAACGUUUCGAAGCGUAUUUUGGAUGUAAGCAAUGAAGUGCAAGCUGAUGUUACCAUGACGGAAGCAAUUAUCAAUAGUAGUUGUAUAGAGGAAAGUUUAAACAAAGCAGAAGAUAAUUUUGAAACUUUAAAGGAGAAAAAUAUCAAAAAUCUAUUACAAGGUCUAGAGGAUCUGGAUGAUGUCGACAGUUUAUUGGAGAAUUUAGAAGGUAAUUUAGAUAAACAUGAAAGCAAAGAGGAAGAAAAACAUUCAAAUUAUACAGUAGAAGAAAAAACUAUGAAAAAUAACAAAUUAAGGACUGAAAAGGUUGCAACUAGCAAAAAAGUUUUAUUAAACACUAAAUUAUUGAGCAAAUCAUCUAAAAAUUUAAAAAAUAAGAAUGAAAAUUCUCAUGAGAAGGACAAUUUGUCUUACAAACUUAAUGACCAACUUGAGGGUAACAAUUUUGAUAAACGUUUAAAGGAAAUAAUGCUGGAUUUAGAGGACAAUAUUGAUUGUCAUAGUAAAGUUGUUAAAAAAUCUAAGAAAUUAACGAAAACCCAAAAAACUUCCUCAGAAAACACAAAUUUUGCAGAAAAAUUAAAACAUUUAGAGAAUCUACUUAAUGAUGAAACUCAAGAAAAUGAUUUUGGGGCAUAUAUUCCAAAAGAUAAUAAGGAGAAAUCUAAAAAUGUUAAUAGUGAAGUUUGUACAGAUUUUGAAUUACAAUUAAAGAACUUGGAGGAAACUUUAAAUGCUGAGGAAACGCAAGAAGAGGAUUCAACAAAUCCUUUACAUGACUUAAACCCAGAAGCUGAGAAUGAUGUAGGCUUAAAUGAAGAUCUAACAAAAGCUUUAGCUGAUGCUUUAGGUGAUGAUGAUCUGGAUAUGUUAAAUAUACCAGCAGAAGAGGAAAGUGAUAUAGAAGAAGCUUUAAAUCAGAAUAUACUAAAUUUGCUAGAUCAAGAGUUAAUGGAUAAAGAGAUAGAACAGGAAAUAACUGGGCCUAAAGAACAUGGUCAGCUGAAUGCUAACAAGGAAGUAAAGCAAGCUAAACUUAUCAAAACCGUGGAUAAACAAAGAAAGUCUGUCACUACCAGCCAAAGCAAUAUAAAAUUGAAAUACCAAAAAACAAAUAUUAAAGCCAAAACUAAAUUGCAGGAAACUCUUGGCCAAAAUGUUUUAAAAUCCUCUAAUAACUUAAAUCUAAAACAAACUAACCCCCUUAAGCCUGUUAAAACCAAAGAUAUACAAUUUCCCCUUAAAGGAAAUCAUGAAGUUUUCUUGCAGCAAUUAUCCGUUAACAAUUCCUUUAGAAGUCCAGCAAAAACUCCAACUACAGAAAACAUAAAUGGCAAAAUAUUUAAUGGCCCAAAGCUAAGAAAAACACCCAAUAAAGAAAAUCAAGAAAAUAAUACUCCUCUGAUUAAUAUAAGAAAUAUUAAAAAAGAAAAGUUAACCCCAGUUGGCAGUUUUAUAAACACGGAUAGAGGUGAAAAAACUCCGGUAAAAAGGGAACAAAUAUUUUUGAAACAAAGUCCUAAAACGCAAGAAAAACAGGAGUCUUUAAAUCACAACACAACUCCUGCAAAAGCAAACAAAACUGCUCAGGAAAGAAAAUUCAAAGAAAGUCCUAAAACCCUAGAAAAACGAGAGAAAUCGGAAACUCAAAAAACACCUACAACACAAAAGCAGAAAACGCCCCUACUACAAAAACCAGAAGUUAUAAAACAAUCACCUAAAUCUCAAGAAAAACAGCAACACAAUAAAACACCCAAAACACCAGAGAGACAAUCACCCAUAAACAGACAAGCAACAAGUAAAAGUCCUAAAAGGGACAGCAACACUAAAACGAAUGAAAAACCUAACUCAAAUCCCGCAACUUCUCCCAAACAACAAACUAAUGCAAAUUCCCUAAAAACUCCCUUAACCACUCCACAAAGAUUGAGAAAUGUUUCCAUAAAACUACAAAGAUAUACACCCGAUAAACUUUCCAACAAUGUAACAAAAGCACAAACAAAAUCUUUAGAAACUAAACAACAAUCAAAUGAAGAACGCACUAAAAACUUAAUGGAACAUUUUAAAUUACCCAGUGGUAUAAGUUUAACAAAAAUAAACCCAAAAAAUUCUAACCAGCAAGACAAUCAAUCUGUUAUAGUAGAAACCCCUAUAAAGCCCACCUAUUGUCAGCAAAAUUUUUCAGAAUCUAGCUUAGAACCUAUAGAACAAGAAGAUCCACAAAAAGAACCACCAAAUGAAGUACAAUUUAGUCUCGUAGCAGCACAAAAUCAAACUAUAAAUCAUCUAAAGAUGGAAGCCAUCAAUUCUAAACUAAGACAACGUAAAGCCUCUAUAGACAUAGUACCCUCACCCAAUCUGGGAAAUAAUACAGAACCCAAGCAACCUUCUGCCAGCAAAACUCCUCGUCAUAGUAAUUUAGAUUACAAAAGUUAUGCUGUUAAUCGUUCGGCCCGCAAAAAAGAGGUGCUCCAACGUAUGCGUCACAUUAAGAAGCAAAUAUUUAAAUCUAUAGUAAGUGGUGAGGGUGUAACUAAGGUCAAUCGUUUACAAACUUCUCCUCUUGUCAAACAACAGAAAAAACGUAAAAUUCUUAUAGAAAAUGUACAAAUACUACCCAAUCUGAAGAAGGAAACAAUUACACCUUUAAUAAAUCCUUUCAAUGAUUUUAAAAAGCCUUUUGUCAACAAUACUUCUAGUACUAAUACUGCUACUGGAACACAUACUAACUCAGUUUCGCCUAAAAAUAUGCCUGACGAUCAAAAGCAAGCAAAUAUAGCAUUAAAUAGUUCGAAUUCUUCGAUUAAUGAUGAUGAAAAAUUAAUUAAGAAAUCAUUAAAGAGACGAGCUACUUCACCUUUGCUGAAUGAAAGCGAACAGGUUAAACGCCAACUUACUUCUACGGCGAAGGAAGAAGAAAAAGUGGUGGAAUUGGAGAAAACACAACUGGAUCUUUCGGAAAGUGUUGUGGACUUUUUACAGCGCGAUUUAAGACCAAAUCGUUUAAAUGUCGAUAGUUUCCUCAACGAAGAAUUGCCAGUUGACGAUAGUGCACCCAAUGAAACUUCUAUGGAAUCAAAUGCAAAAGAUACAAAACUUGAAGAAAAAUCUCAAGAAAAAGAAACCUCCAGUAAUAGUAAUUUAAUAGAUGAUAUAUUAGAACAAGUGGAUAAUGAACAAAAACCAAAUGACAAAACUGAGAAUGGAAACAACACAAACAAGGAUACAAACCUAAACAAUAAGAAAGAAGUUUUAGAUUUUGAUGAAUCUAAAGAUAUAAAUUUAUUGGCUAAAUUUGGGUUAAAAGUUAUAAAAUUACCCGGCAUAGAAGAUGAUGUAACUCUAGAAGAACGUGAUGACAUGAAUGAAAAAGCCAAUAAAUUUGCCAACAUUUAUAAGAAUUUUCCCAGAAUUUGGUCAACGAAAAAUAGUGAAAGUGUUACCAUGAAAGAAGAUUUAAGUAUAAGUUUCCAGAAGCUGUUGAUAGAAACUAAUCUGGCGUUUAAAUUAGAUUUAACCCUGGUGGAAAUUAAACGUUUGACAAAUCUUAUAAACAUUUGGUAUACACACAACUUUAAUAGUAAACUUAUAGAGAAACGUAAAAUUUCAGACUCAAUUAACCGUUAUUUACUUAUCUUUCACUUUAUACCCAAGACCAUUAAACGUUUCUAUUAUUGUGAGUAUUGUGAAGAGCCUUUCAAUACAGAACAUAAAUAUUUUACACAUCGCAUAACACAUACGGGUGCCCUAUUUCCCUAUACAUGUCAAAAAUGUUCGUUAGGCUUUAAAACGGCAAAACAUUUAAAAAAUCAUGAAUCCUCAUGUAAUAUUACAAUUAAUGUUAUGAGAACUAAAUUAGAUGUUAAGACAUCACAAGCUACUUACGAAAAAGCUAUAGGCGCUCAUAAAUGUCUGAUGUGUAAGGAAAUAUUUUCAUCUUCCGAGCUGUUAUAUGAACAUAGUAAGACACACUUAAAGACUGUUUAUAAUUGUGUCAAAUGUGAAUUGGUAUUUGCCUCUGCCAUAGAUGUACAAAAUCAUAUGGCUGUUUGUAACACCGUUACGAAACGUAUACCAAAACAAUGUACCCCUAGGCCAGCUAAACAAAAAAUUUAAGUAAACUUUAGGUUUUGUGAUUAUUUUAGAUUUUAUUUUUUAUAUCUUCUUUUUUAUACAAAAACUGUAUAAUUUUUU
This is a messenger RNA of Lucilia sericata (common green bottle fly), 5399 nucleotides long. Its product is annotated as myosin-2 heavy chain. The transcript is spliced from 4 exons. Bases 558 to 5321 code for a protein of 1587 amino acids. Gene Ontology annotation, molecular function: RNA polymerase II cis-regulatory region sequence-specific DNA binding; DNA-binding transcription factor activity, RNA polymerase II-specific. NCBI's taxonomy places the organism in Eukaryota, Metazoa, Arthropoda, Insecta, Diptera, Calliphoridae. The record is from RefSeq and is a predicted model, not a curated record. Gene Ontology annotation, biological process: regulation of DNA-templated transcription.